This is a messenger RNA of Thlaspi arvense, 1242 nucleotides long. NCBI's taxonomy places the organism in Eukaryota, Viridiplantae, Streptophyta, Magnoliopsida, Brassicales, Brassicaceae. The record is from the annotation of a GenBank genome assembly.
AUGGCAUCGGCUUCAAUGGCGACGGAGUACGAGCUCAAAAGACUGGAGAACAUUAGACGGAACGAUGAGAUGAUGGCGGCUCUCAAAGUCCAUGCUAAAGCGUCUCUUCUCUCCGCCGCAACAAAACCAUACAAGAAGAAGAAUCAGCAGAAGAAGAAGAAAGAACCUGAAGCUCCCAUCGUCACACGUCAGUCUCUGCGCACCAGAGGCUUAACCCCAGAUUCCGAUGGCUUACCCGAUGGUUUCUCAGAUUGUCCGAAAGGUACCGUUAUUCCCAGUUACGUAUCGCUUCGUGUAUUGGCUCCUCUGCCUUUAGAUGAUUCCCAUACGCAAUUCGUCGACACCAUUUCGGGUAUUGCGAGAAAGCCGAAAUUUGAUGAUUCAAUUGUUAAGAAUGAGGAUGGUGAUGAUGAUUCUCCUAUGGGAAGAUUUGAUCUUAGAUCCUUGUGUUUAGAGCCGGAAAACGUAAGACGUGUACACCCUGAGAGGAUUAUUGUUGUAAAGUUCUUACCUUGCGAUGAUGUUAAGCUGAUUGCUGCUGGAGACAAAGAUGGGAAUAAUUUGGGUCAAGAGGAUGAUGACGGGAUCUCUCUGUUUCAGCCUCACACUGCUAUAGUUAUUAGCAGCAGCUACGAUGGUCUAAUAAGGUUGAUGGAUGUUGAAAAGAUGGUUUUUGAUCUGGUUUAUUCGAGGGACGAGCACGAGCGUAUAUUUUGCCUCUCGCAGAGACCAAACGAUGAGCAAAGCUUGAGAAGGAAUGUUGAAUGUAUGAGACCUUCGAGCAGGAAAGUCAUCUUUUGCCAAUGGGAUUUACAUAAAUACAGGAUAUACACCAUUGACUUUAACCCUCGAAAUCCAAAUGUUAUGGCUACAAGUUCUCAAGAUGGUACUGCUUGUCUUUGGGACAUGAGAUUCAUGGGAGGAAACAAGAAACCAAAUAGAUUGGCUACUGUUAAUCAUGCUAAGUCUGUGCACUCCACUUAUUUCUCACCUUCUGGCCUUUCACUUGCAACUACAAGGCAUCUUGUUACAACUUUAGGGUUUUGUUUUUUCCUUUGUAGCCGUGACAACUAUGUUGGUAUUCUAAGUGGAGCGAAUUUUGAGGAUAGUUCCAUGAUAUAUCACAAUAAUAACACCGAUAGAUAUAUCUCUAGUUUCAGAUUCCAUUGCCAUCCUAUUAAUGUUGGGAUGCUUGCAGGAUCUACUGUUGGAGGAGAGGUCUAUGUUUGGACAACAAAGUAG